AUGUCCACACUCAAUCCCGUCUCGGAUUUUCAAAAGGCGCGAUCAAACUUCCUCUCAUGGCUCGAGGAUCAAGCACGCCUUAUCAGACACCAGCCGAAGCCGGACACCAUUGCAGAAGUCAAAGUCAUCCUACUCGAACAAGGCGCUGAAUACCUAGAUCGACUCACCGAAGCUUCAAUUGUCAUGGCUCGUGAGGCAAGCGACCAUAUCUACGUCACUGCAAAGCCAGCGCGGUUCUACAAUGUCGAGGUUCCGAAAAUGUGCAGUGUGCUCCAGAUAAGGAUGCCCCAACUGGCUACGAGACUUGGUAUCAAUCCUAAAUGCGACAUGUGUAUCCAUUUCAUUAUUAUGAAUAUUCUGGCUGAGCUGGGGUUCUAG
This is a messenger RNA of Penicillium samsonianum, 378 nucleotides long. RefSeq lists its product as uncharacterized. The record is from RefSeq and is a predicted model, not a curated record. NCBI's taxonomy places the organism in Eukaryota, Fungi, Ascomycota, Eurotiomycetes, Eurotiales, Aspergillaceae. The coding region runs from base 1 to 378 and encodes 125 amino acids. The transcript has a single exon.